Hipposideros armiger (great roundleaf bat) is the source of this 3674-nucleotide messenger RNA. It is a transcript of the gene CLPB, whose product is annotated as ClpB family mitochondrial disaggregase. Bases 1 to 2034 code for a protein of 677 amino acids. The record is from RefSeq and is a predicted model, not a curated record. NCBI's taxonomy places the organism in Eukaryota, Metazoa, Chordata, Mammalia, Chiroptera, Hipposideridae. Gene Ontology annotation, molecular function: protein binding; ATP hydrolysis activity; ATP binding. Gene Ontology annotation, biological process: cellular response to heat. Gene Ontology annotation, cellular component: mitochondrion; cytoplasm. The transcript is spliced from 16 exons.
AUGCUGGGUUCCCUGGUGCUGUGGAGAACAGCGCUGGCGCCGCGUCUCCUCCUCCAGCUGCUCAGGUCCCCAUCGCUCCGGAGCCAUGGAGGUCCCUCUGGCCGGAGUGUGACCAUCGGGGGCUGCGGAGAGUCACAGUGGCUGAGUACAGCCAUUGGAGGGCGCCUUGGAACAUCGCUGGCCUUGCUCACCCGAGGAGGGGCAGCCACGAGGGGGCGCCAGAGAGGACGCACCGAGACCCAGUGCCUUGCAGCCGCCACAUGGGGACGCCUUCCUAGCCUGGAAGAAACACUCCCAGGACACGACAGCUGUAAUGGGGUCCCCAGCAGGGCCGGACUGGGCAUGUGGGCCCUGGCCACGGCGCUGGUGGUUCACUGUUACAGCAAGAACUCGUCCAACAAGGAUGCAGCCCUGAUGGAAGCUGCUCGUGCCAACAAUGUCCAAGAAGUCAGCAGGCUGUUGUCAGAAGGUGCAGAUGUCAACGCAAGGCACAAACUUGGCUGGACAGCACUCAUGGUGGCCGCCAUCAGCCGAAAUGACAGUGUGGUGCAGGUUCUGCUUGCUGCUGGUGCUGACCCAAACCUUGGGGACGAUUUCAGCAGUGUUUACAAAACCGCCAAGGAGCAGGGAAUUCAUUCUUUGGAAGUCCUGGUCACCCGAGAGGAUGACUUCAACAACCGGCUGAACAACCGCGCCAGCUUCAAGGGCUGCACAGCCCUGCACUACGCUGUCCUUGCCGACGACUACCGCACCGUCAAGGUGCUGCUUGAUGGAGGAGCCAACCCCCUACAGAGGAAUGAAAUGGGACACACACCCUUGGAUUACGCCAGAGAAGGGGAAGUGAUGAAGCUUCUAAGGACUUCUGAGGCCAAGUACCAGGAGAAGCAGCGGAAGCGUGAGGCUGAGGAGCGGCGCCGCUUCCCACUAGAGCAGCGGCUGAAGGAGCACAUCAUUGGCCAGGAGAGUGCCAUCGCCACAGUGGGUGCAGCGAUCCGGAGGAAGGAGAAUGGCUGGUACGAUGAAGAACACCCUCUGGUCUUCCUCUUCUUGGGAUCAUCUGGAAUAGGAAAAACAGAGCUGGCCAAGCAGACAGCCAAGUAUAUGCACAAAGAUGCCAAAAAGGGCUUCAUCAGGCUGGACAUGUCUGAGUUCCAGGAGCGGCAUGAGGUGGCCAAGUUUAUCGGGUCCCCACCAGGCUACAUUGGCCACGAGGAGGGUGGCCAGCUGACCAAGAAGCUGAAGCAGUGCCCCAAUGCCGUGGUGCUCUUUGAUGAGGUGGACAAGGCCCAUCCAGAUGUGCUUACCAUAAUGCUGCAGCUGUUUGAUGAGGGCCGGCUGACAGAUGGAAAAGGGAAGACCAUCGACUGCAAGGACGCCAUCUUCAUCAUGACCUCCAACGUGGCCAGCGACGAGAUCGCACAGCACGCACUGCAACUGAGGCAGGAAGCUUUGGAGAUGAGCCACAGCCGUAUCGCCGAGAACCUUGGGGAUGUCCAGAUUAAUGACAAGAUCACCAUCUCAAAGAACUUCAAGGAGAAUGUGAUCCGCCCCAUCUUGAAAGCUCACUUCCGGAGGGAUGAGUUUCUGGGACGAAUCAAUGAAAUCGUCUACUUCCUCCCCUUCUGCCACUCGGAGCUCAUCCAGCUAGUCAACAAGGAACUGAACUUCUGGGCCAAGCGAGCCAAGCAAAGGCACAACAUCACACUGCUCUGGGACCGCGAGGUGGCAGACGUGUUGGUCGACGGCUACAACGUGCACUAUGGAGCCCGCUCCAUCAAGCAUGAGGUAGAGCGCCGUGUGGUGAACCAGCUAGCGGCUGCCUAUGAGCAGGACCUACUGCCAGGGGGCUGUACACUGCGCAUCACUGUGGAGGACUCAGACAAGCAGCUGCUCAAGAGUCCUGAGCUGCCCUCACCCCAGGCUGAGAAGCGUCCACCCAAGCUGCGGCUGGAGAUCAUUGAUAAGGACAGCAAAACCCACAAACUGGACAUCCGGGCACCACUACACCCUGAGAAGGUGUGCCACACCCUCUAGCUACCUGCAUAUACGUGCCCUCAGCCUCCAAUAAAGGCCCCUCGGCUGUGGCAUCACUACUGACCUACCUUCCCCUCAUACCUCUCACUCCUCUCCACCCAGCCUAAGGCCUCUUACCUCCUCACAGCCCCUGCAAAACCCCUCCUUAGCUUCAGAGCCCAGAGCAGAAGUGUUGCCCACCCCUGGCCCCCUCGUUGUGGGUCCAAAACUUGCUAACAAGUCUCCAAGAGGGAGGUCCCUUGUCUCUGCCCUUCAGCAUGAUCCCCGUGCCCCAUAGUCUCUGGAACAUUGUCGUGUUCCCUGGAAGCUCAGAAGUAUGGCAGCUAAGAACAGAUCUGGCUGGAAGAAGACAGGGACCAGACUGACCCGCCACCCUCUGCUGGCUUCAUGCAACUGAGCCCCCAGAUUGUCUCCAUAGAGAGUAGAGAAAGAGUGCAGAGGCCUGGACAUAGAAGUUCUGCAGUUUAGGCUGUAGCUACCUCUUCCCCAUGCCCUAAAAUUCCAAGGGAAAGGGACCCAUAGAAUCCUUCCACUUCCCACUGCUAUAUCAUAGCUCCUGCUCCUCCUCACCCCAUGUUCUGAGCUCAGGCCAGCAUAGGACACCUCUAGGAGGAAGGCUGACUGGGCCACUCCACCAGCCUACUCUGGAACUGGACAGUAGUACCACAAGACCGAGCAAGUUAAGUUCUUUGGGGCCUCCUUCAGGGGACUAACAGCAUAGAUGUUGGGGAGCUGUAGGGAGAGAUAGGUGGCCAUGAAGUCUGCCUCAGCCCUGUCUCUACUGUCCCAGCUAAGUUAGCCUGGAAUAAGCAGCUCCCCCGUGCAGCCUCCAUGUUUUAACCUCAGCUUAGGAAGGCACAGCAAGGCCUGGUGCGUUCUUGGGCAGCAUCUGCAGUAGCUUCUACCGUGGAUAUCACCUCGUCACCUUCCCCCUGCAGGGCCGUUUUGGAACUCUUUUUCGGUGUUAGCUCAUCUGUUUCAGGAAGCAGAAGAUGGGGCAGUAUUCAAAGUCUGUUGGGUGAUGGAAGAAUGCCAUAAUAUGGUGGGUAUAAGGCAGUCAGCAGUCAGGGCGCGGGCUCCAGCAGAGGCUCCAGCAGUCACCAGCCGGCCCCUCAAGGAGCCGUGUCUGCUUUUCCCUACCUCAGUUGCGUCUAUUUUAUUUUUCUUCUUGUCUUGUAAUAAUGUGAGACUUACAGAAAGUUGCAAAAAUAGGAGAGUUCCCAUAAACCUUUCACCUAGCUUCUCCUAAUAUUAACAUCUUACAAAACCAUGGUAUAAUUAUUAAAAUCAGGAAAUUAAUAGUCCUACUAAUUAAUCUGUAGACAUUCAAAUUUGGCCAGUUGUCCCAUUGAUGUUCCUUUUCUGGUCCAGGAUCUAACCUAGGAUUCGCGGUGCAUUUUAUUGUCAUGUUUCCUUCCUCUCCUUCAGCAUGUGAUAGUUCCUCCAUCUUUCUUUGCCUUUCAUGACCUUGACACUUUUGAAAUGUCCAGGCUGGUUAUUUUGUGGAAUGUCCCUCACUUUGGGUUCAACUACUGUUUUUACAUGAUUAGAUUGAGAUUCUGCACUUUUGGCAGGACUGCCCCUGAUGCUGAUCCCUUCUCAGUGCCUCAUAGCAGGGGAUAAAGUUAACUUUGAUCACA